CUCUCUCUCUUCUUUCAUUACCAAAAUAAAGAACCUUUACAAGUUCUCUACACAACACUCACUUUUUCUCUCCAAUGGUGGAAGCAAGAAGCUCAAAGAAACCAACCCAAUUGGGAAAUAAAGAAGAUCAAAACCCUAGACAAUUCUACUCUCGAUUCCUCUUUAAAGCUCUUAUCCUCACCGUGCUUUGCGCCGUCGUACCUGUCUUCCUUUCUCAGACGCCGGAGCUUGCUAACCAAACAAGACUCCUAGAGCUUCUCCACCUAGUUUUCGUCGGCAUCGCCGUCUCUUACGGCCUUUUCAGCCGCCGGAACUACGACGGAGGAGGAGGCGGAGGAACAAGCAAUAGUGAUCACAACAAAGCUGAUCAUAGUAAUAACAAUUCGCAUUCAUAUGUGCCUAAGAUUCUUGAAGUAUCCUCUGUUUUUAACGUGGGUAACGAGAGCGAAUCUGAACCGUCCGAUGAUUCCUCCGGCGAUCAACGUAAGUUUCAGACAUGGAAGAACAAGUAUCACAUGAAAAUUCCUGAGGUUGAGACUCGUUUCGUUGAGCGAGUAAGUUCAGAGAUCAGAGAGAAGCCUCUGCUUUUGCCGGUUCGGAGCUUGAAUUAUCCUCGUGUUUCUGAUUCCUCCGGCGAUAAUUCCGGUCGAUGGGAGAAAGUGAGAUCUAAGAGAGAACUUCUGAAGACUCUCGGUGAUGAUAAUAGUGAUGUGCUUCCUUCUCCGAUUCCAUGGAGGUCAAGAUCAUCAUCAUCAAAGGAGGUUGAAUCUCUACCGUCCAUUAAGAAUAUGACUACAGUUGAAUCACAGCCGUUGAUCAAGAAUCUGACACCAUCUUCUUCUUUCUCUUCUCCAAGAAAGUCGAAUCCUUUACCUAAUCUCGCAUCUCAGAUUCAUCCAUCUCCGCCACCUCCUCCUCCUCCGCCGCCACCUCUACCGGCGUUUUAUAACUCAUCGUCGAGAAAAGAGCAUCCCGGAAUUUACAGGGUUGAGAAGAGAGAAUCAUCAGUUCACAAGACAAAAUUUGCAGGAGGUGAGGUUCAUCCUCCGCCGCCUCCACCACCACCACCUCCGGUGGAAUAUUAUAAGUCAGCUCCGACGAAAUUCAGACUAGGCAGCGAAAGGAGAAAGUCUUCGGAACAAAAGAUGAAAAGAAACUCAUCUAAAAAAGUUUGGUGGUCCGAUCCAAUUGUGGAAUCGAGGCAACUGAGGAAUGAUCAAAGAAGUUUCUUGGGAAGCAAGGCAACUGAGGAAUCGGAAAAUGAACAACAUAGAAGAAGAGAAAAUGAAAUCCACGACGAGGUUGAGAAAAAGAUAGUAGAGGAAGAAGGAGUUAGUGAGAGCAACAAUGGAAGUGACGUGGACAAGAAGGCAGAUGAGUUCAUUGCAAAGUUCAGAGAACAGAUUAGGUUACAGAGAAUCGAGUCUAUCAAGAGAUCUGCUAAUAAGAUCUCUGCAAGCUCCUCGAGGUAGAACAUAUUCAAUAUUUUAAUAAUAGGGAAAAAAACAUUUUCAGUUGAUGUUGGUAAUCAUCACAAGGUUGUAAUAUUUUUGUUACAUUUUAUUCAGCCAGGAAAAAACUGGAAUGGAGUUUUUAUGUGAAUUAAAAGUCAGAUUUGAGU
Messenger RNA from Arabidopsis arenosa, 1621 nucleotides. The record is from the annotation of a GenBank genome assembly. Lineage: Eukaryota; Viridiplantae; Streptophyta; Magnoliopsida; Brassicales; Brassicaceae.